UUAAACGAAUCGAUUCCUCUAGCAGCUUGAAAACAAGCAGCGGCUCGGCAGGAAACACACAGGACAGGAAACUUUUAGUCUUUAACCGAAAUCAGAGACGUGGAGCACACCGAACUCGGUCGGGAUUAACCAAGUAAAUGCAGAAAAUAAAGAAAUAGAGUGAUAUCAGCAAUGCUAAACCCUGCUGCGAACGGGGAGUCUGUGCAUGUGCUCUCCAACUACGUGGAGGAAUAUCUGGAGCUGGUGGAGUCUUUACCUCUGGACCUACAGAGAUGUGUUUCUCUAAUGAGGGAAAUAGACGCAAAAUACCAAGAGAUCCUGAAGGAUCUGAAUGACGUUUAUGAGAAGCACAAGCAUGAAUCGGAUCCCGUCCAGAGACGACGUCUCCUGCAGCAUGUCCAGCGCUCUCUGAUCCGUACCCAAGAGCUGGGAGAUGAAAAGCUCCAGAUCGCUGGACAGAUGGUGGAGCUUGUGGAGAACCGCACUCGUCAGUUCGAGUGGCAAGCUGAGCUUUUCCAGGCUUGUCAGAGUUCUCCGGAGAGCACCGUGUCCGUCGGGAGCAGCGCUUCCCCCGCCGUGACGACGGUAAACGUGACUCCGCUGUCCACGCCGCUCAUGUCUCUGGGCAAAACGGUGACGGACAGAAAGCGCGAGGAGACGCCAGUGUCGGGUGAUAAGGUGAGCGGGAAGCGCUCACGAAGGCAAAAGAGUGGCUCGGAAAACCGGGACAACUCCAAUUACAGUUUGGAGCACAGCGACGACCCGGUGAGCGUCGUCACCCCGAAAGAGAAGAAGGCCAGGACGUCGUCCACGUCAUCGUCGAAAAAGAAAAAGAGGUCCAAAGCAAAGCAGGAGAGAGAAGCGUCUCCGACUGACCUUCCCAUUGACCCGAACGAGCCCACAUACUGCCUGUGCGAGCAGGUCUCCUACGGAGAGAUGAUCUGCUGCGAUAACGACAAGUGCCCCAUCGAGUGGUUCCACUUCUCCUGCGUCGACCUGCACCACAAGCCCAAGGGUAAGUGGUACUGUCCGAAGUGCAGAGGAGACAACGAGAAGACUAUGGACAAAACCCUGGCUAAAAAAGAGCGAGCCUAUAGUAGGUAGUCUCUCUCUCUCUCUCUCUCUCUCUCUCAGUGCCUUUUCACCAAGAGUUUAUAAAGAUGAAGUCCAAUUCAUUUUACACUUUGGAGAAGAAGAAGCAUUAAAGUAAAACACCAGCUUUUAUUAUUAUUAUUAUUAUUAUUAUUAUUUUUCAUGCAUCUGUAUUAUUUGUGAUUAAUACGGACAAAAAUUUUCAAAAAUUCCUUUAAAUGGUGGGGAAAAAACCCCAAAAUUGUCCGAAACACGACCAGAGCAGGUUUCUCAUUUUAAAGUUUAUGUAAACGAAGUGAGACCGAUUUCAGCAACAAUACUGAUUUACUCACCUCUAUGCAAAUUAGGCAUGACGCUCUAACGAAGCGAUAAAUCCAACCAAUUAGCUCAAACGAUUUUUUGGACCAAUUCUGUCGCACGUCUGGUGCGAUGUUUCUGCAGUUAGCUCACGUUUACUGUUUGACGUACAACAAUCGGAAAGAAAAACUGACAACUCUGGGUUCACAUCGUCGUAUACAAACUCGUUAAACGUUAGGAAUAAAAACAUUUGUAAGGAUGUAGCGGAGGUUGUGGGUAGCUUGUACAGCUAGGUUGCUUUGCUAAUCUGUUCCGAGAAGGAAGUUAACAUGAAGCCGAGAUCUAAACCAUUUUACACCAAAUGGCGCCUUUGCGUUUAGCUAGUUCGCUUCGAAGCCGUUCCGUGUAGUUGUUUUGUGUUUCAUCUGAACUGGGCAGGCUACGCCCCCAAGUAACAUUUCUCUUGCUAGUGUAAGCGUAGUGUGAACUUUAAACCAACUGCUACAGAUUUGUUUUGUUGAAUGUUUCCAUACGGUGUUAUUUUAAUCACUGGAUUGUGUUCGCUAGAAACAUCGUAUAAGUUGGUACAAAAAAAAAAAAGCGUAAUUAGUUGUUGGAUGUUCCAGAUGUUUUCUCGGUCGUUUUUAAUCCUAACUCUGUUAUUGUUGAAGCGUGACGAGUUUGUGUUACAGGUGUUUAACAGCUGCACUCGAACUUCCUUCUUCACUAUAGAGAAACUAUAGUAGAAAUUCUUCUUCCACACACACACAGGAGAGUGGAGUUGUUCUUUAAGGUUUCUACAUUUGAAUCCAGUUGUAUUCAGUUAUGCAUGACUCAGAUCUCUGAACAUACACAAUGUUACUGUUUAUUAAUUUUGUAUUGUAUUUUACUUCAUAUACACUGCCACACUUCCAAUAAAAUCUGACCUGUAUGCAUCA
Messenger RNA from Hemibagrus wyckioides, 2327 nucleotides. RefSeq names its product inhibitor of growth family, member 1 (gene ing1). Gene Ontology annotation, cellular component: nucleus. The transcript has 2 exons. Lineage: Eukaryota; Metazoa; Chordata; Actinopteri; Siluriformes; Bagridae. The record is from RefSeq and is a predicted model, not a curated record. Bases 172 to 1104 code for a protein of 310 amino acids. Gene Ontology annotation, biological process: positive regulation of DNA-templated transcription.